Molecule: messenger RNA, 5145 nt
Organism: Acanthochromis polyacanthus (spiny chromis)
Lineage: Eukaryota; Metazoa; Chordata; Actinopteri; Pomacentridae
Gene: cpsf6
Product: cleavage and polyadenylation specific factor 6
Exons: 11
Coding region: 84-1841 (585 amino acids)
Biological process (GO): mRNA alternative polyadenylation
Cellular component (GO): mRNA cleavage and polyadenylation specificity factor complex
Molecular function (GO): mRNA binding
Source: RefSeq, a predicted model, not a curated record
CUAAAGGCGGCCAGCAGGGGCGCUGCUCGCCUCGCGCUGUUUCAUUGUUUGUGUUGUGCUGCUUCACCGCCGGACAGAGGAAAAUGGCGGACGGUGUGGAUCACAUCGAUAUUUACGCCGACGUAGAGGAGGAAUUUAACCAGGAAGCUGACUAUCCAGUUCACGAGCAGAUCGACCUGUAUGAUGAUGUAAUAUCUCCAUCAGCCAACAAUGGUGAUGCUCCAGAGGAUCGUGAUUACCUGGAUGCACUGCCUGCGCCAGGUGGCACAGAGGGAGGGAAGAGUGCCCCACCAAAUGUGGUGUACACCUACACAGGCAAAAGGAUUGCCUUGUACAUAGGGAAUCUUACAUGGUGGACAACAGAUGAAGACUUGACAGAAGCCAUCCGGUCGAUAGGCAUUACAGAUGUUCUGGAGAUCAAAUUCUUUGAAAACAGAGCCAAUGGCCAGUCGAAGGGGUUUGCUCUGGUGUGUGUUGGCUCAGAGGCAUCAUCUAGAAAAUUAAUGGAGCUGCUUUCAAAAAGGGAGCUCCAUGGUCAGAAUCCCAUCGUCACACCAUGCAACAAACAGUCCCUCAGCCAAUUUGAGAUGCAGUCACGCAAAAGUACCCAGUCGGGCCAGAUGUCUGGGGAAGGUAAAGCUGGUCCUCCUGGUUCUGGCCCCCGUGGUGGUUUCCCCAUGGGUGGCCGAGGCAGAAGCAGGUUCCCUGGACCACCUGGCCCUGGAGGAGACCGCUUUCCUGGUCCUGUCGGGCCUGGAGGCCCACCACCACACUUCCCUGGCUCGGGGAUGAGACCAGAUCUGGUUAGGCACCAAGAUGGCCCUCUGAUGGAUAUGAGUUUCAGUCCCUUCCCGCCGGGGGGCAGGAACGGGAGCUGGCGCGACAGAGGUGGUAUGCAGGGUCCUCCACGUCCACCUCCCGGUCCACCUGGUCCCCCUGGUCCUCCAGGACCUCCACCUCCUGGCCAAGGCCUCCCCCCUCCCUUAGCUGGUCCCCCAAACCGUGGGGACAGACCUCCUCCUCCUGUUCUUUUCCCCAGUCAAUUUGGUCAGCCACCAAUGGGACCUCUCCCACCAGGCCCCCCUCCUCCAGGUUACGGCCCUCCUCCUGGUCCCCCACCACCUCAACAGGGCCCCCCACCUCCAGGACCCUUCCCUCCUCGUCCUCCAGGCCCCAUUGGCCCACCAAUGGCUUUGGCUCCACCACCACACAUGCCAGGUCCUCCACCAGGUGGCCCACCACCAGCUCCCCAUGUGAACCCUGCCUUCUUCCCCCCACCUGGCAACAACAGCAUGCCCCCCAACGACAGCCGAGGCCCCCCAGGACCAAACGACCCAUACGGACGCCCACCACCAUAUGACAGAGACUAUGGUCCUGGAGGACGGGAGAUGGAGGCAUCACGGACCCCUCUGAGCGAAGCAGAGUUUGAAGAGAUCAUGAACAGGAACAGAGCUAUCUCCUCCAGCGCCAUAUCUAGGGCUGUAUCUGAUGCCAGUGCAGCUGAUUAUGGCAGUGCUAUAGAGACUUUGGUGACAGCCAUCAGUCUGAUUAAACAGUCCAAAGUGUCAGCAGACGACCGCUGUAAGGUCCUCAUCAGUUCCCUGCAGGACUGUCUCCAUGGCAUCGAAUCAAAAAGCUACGGCUCUGCCUCCAGACGAGAACGUUCCAGAGAGCGUGACCACAGCCGCUCUAGGGAAAAGAGCCGGCGACACAAGUCUCGCAGCCGCGACAGGCAUGAGGACUAUUACAGAGAACGGAGUCGGGAGAGGGAUCGCCAUCGUGAGAGGGACCGAGACCGAGACCGGGAAAGAGAGAGGGAGAGGGAGUAUCGGCACCGCUAGUGGAGAACGGAGCUUACGAGGAUCAAGGAUGGAUGGAAGGAAGGAAAAGGAGGAACGCUUUCAGUGCACCACUCCCUGCCCGCCUUUGCAUGACCGGACAGGAUUACCGACACCACCAUCUCUUCCUCCACCCCCUUCAUUUCUCCUCUCCUCUCCUUCUCCACCCAUCCUUCUCUCUGUCUGUUGUCUAAGAGCAGUGGAUGGAAGACCCUGACCUGUGUAAGCCUAUGUUAUCCAAACAUUUAUUCUCAUGGUAACUAAAGAUGAAAGAAAAGAAACUUUCCAAACAGCUGUUUUGUUUUUAUGAUGUUUUAUUUCACAUGAAGUAUGAGUGAUGCUUUUUUGCAAAGAAACAAUAAAAUGGCCCGCACGAUCCCCUGAUAGAAGACACAUUACAUCCUAUUUGUUUUUUUGUUUUGUUUUGUUUUCUUUGGCUCGCUGUACUGUGUACAUUAAGUUUAGAGAGAAGUUUGAUGUGUUCUCCCCUACCCACCCUCUCAUUCUCAUUUAUUCUUUUCAUAGUUAGUCUGUUUGUAAAUGUCCGCUUUUUGAUUAAAAACUAGAUGGUGUUGUAAUAAAAAAUGUUUACUGAGGUACACUCUGCAUUUGGUGAAUUCCUCUUCAUGUUUGGUUCAUUUAUAUUAAAUGUAUAUUUUGGACAGCAUAAUGUUUUUGAAUUUGUCUACUUGUAGAUGAUUCUUUUUUAGCUGUAGUAGCAAAUGGAUACAGUCACUUUUUUAUUUUCUUUCUACAAAUGGAUAAAACCUUUACAAGGUAAGACAGUCGGAUGAAUGUACCAUUUUACAAUGUGCACUUAUCGGUGGACGGACAAGUCAAAAUGUCUACUGAUUAACUCAACACUUCAGGCAGCUUUGGUGCAAACCAAAGAGAACACUGCUGUUGGACAAAGUGUUUUUUAAUAUUUAAAUCUUCUGUUAUCGUCCUCAGUGCAGAAUUGAAUCGUCUUUGUGGUGUGUUUUGUUACUGUGAAUAACAUUCAUGUCUAACUCAGUAACCCAUGUUGAUUCAUGCAGCCAUUGCAGUUUAAACUGACAUGAAAGAAGCCACAAUAUUUUUCUCUUUUGUUUUACACCCAGCAUGUUUUAUGUGUUGAAGUUUUUCAGGCUUUGCCCUUUUCACCUCAGAUAUAAAAAACAAAUUUACAUGAUGCGCACAUUAACUUGUGAUAUGUUAAAGAUGUAAAAUUCACUACAUCAGCGUAGGGUUCAUUUUCCAUGCAACACUUGUUUUCUGCCAGUCAUGUUAAUGUCUUGCAUGUUUGUUGAAAUACACUGUCAGCGAACUGUUACACAGAAAUUUUAGUUUGUCACGUUUAAGGUACAGGUUUGAAAAAAGCAUUGACCUUGAUGUUUUGUUUUCUUUUUGUUCUUUCAGAUCUAAAUAUUUAAGUACAAAUAAUUCUGGCUUAGCUGCCCUAAUAAAGAUAUUUAUAAGAUCAAAGCAGUUUUUAGCUAAAUAGAACAACAUUUAAAAUAUACACUGCUGUUCAAAAGUUUGGGGUCAUCCAGACAAUGUUUUCCAUGAAAACUCAGUUUUUUUCAUGCGCUAACAAAAUUACAUCAGGAUUUUCUGAUCAUCUUUUAGCCUUUCAACACCAUUAGCUAACACGAUGUAGCAUUAGAACACAGGAGUGAUGGUUGCUGGAAAUGUUCCUCUGUACCUCUAUGGAGAUGUUCCAUGAAAAAUCAGCUGUUUCCAGAUAGAAUAGUCAUUUACCACAUUAACAAUGUCUAGACUGGAUUUCUAGUUAGUGUUAUCUUCAUUGAAAAAACUACUUUUCUUUCAAAUAUAAGGACAUUUCUCAGUGACCUCAAGCUUUUGAACAGUAGUGUGUGUGUGUGUGUCUAUAUAUACAUAUAUAUAUAUAUAUAUAUAUAUAUAUAGGUAUUCUGAGGUGCAGUUCUGCAACAGUGUUUCAUCUUGUGUGUGAUUGCCGUUUGUACUCAAAAUGAAUAUGGAUGAACUGCAAUUAAAACUAAGAUUUUUUUUUUUUAGCAAGGCCAAAUUCCCAACAAGCUGAUAUUAAUUGGUUAUCAAAUGCAGUGCCUGUUUAAUUUGACCUGUGUUGUUUAACUUUAAGCAUCUUGCGUCUAACAUGACCUCACUGAGCAUCAUUCGUUUCUUUGUACAGCUGCUGUUUUUGAUUAUAGUCUGUCAUCCCCUGAAAUACUGCCGAAGGUAUCUGGUGAAUGUAGACAUUGAUAACUCCCACGGUUAAGCUGUUAUUCAGACUGUAACAGCAUCUUUAUAUUUUUGAGACCCCGAUAAGACUCUUAAAAUGUAUUCUGGUGCAGUAUACUUUUUUUUUUUUUAAGUGUUUUCGUAUUCAUGAAUGUUAAUCCCUUUGCUACAGUAAUCCUGUAAAGUCUGUAGGAAAUUAAUGAGACUUUGAGAUUUGUACUGAAAAUCGUGAAUUGGGUUUUAAUACAAAAACAGACUGGAAGUGGAGCCUUGUUAGCAUAAAGAGGUAGAAAAUGUACAUACUCAUUGUCUGAAACAGUUCCUUAAAACAUGUUUAGACUCCCAGUCAUGGAUUUGAUUGGUUUUGGCUGAAUGUGUGUACAGGCCCAGUUAGAUUGGCUUCCUUUUCUCUGUUUGGUUGAUCCUGUAGAGACAUGAUGCUUUACAUCGAGAAGUCAAGUCAGCCUUUAUAGGAUGAUGUGUUUUGGUUUCGUAUAGUUGGAUGUCGCUUGCUUUGUGUUAGAUUCUCUCCACAGGGCUGAAGGUAAGUUCUCAGGUCAACCUCACACUCAGCAGAUGAAGAAGCAAGAAGUCUGGCUGAACGCUGCAUCAUGCAAGACACUUUACCCCCACAAGCAGGUGGAAAGUAUCCAUUCUUAUGGUUUUGCAGUAUUUGAAAUUUUUUAAUGUUGCCAUCAGUAGUCACUACCUAAGCUACCUUUUUUAUUUGGGAGAUUAUUUUAAAUGCCCAACCUGCAAAUUAAGACUUUUUGUAGUGUGGAGGAUUUUUAAAAAAAAAAGUUUUUUUCUGUUUUAAGGCAUUGUAUGUUGGCACAGCUGUUUAGACUUGGCCUUGUGAAAAGCAGAUCUUUUCUUGGCCACAUGGGUUUAUAAAGUUCUGUUUUACAAAAGCUGUCUAAUGAAUUCUGUCCUCAUAAUAGUAUCAACAUUUGUACACUUCUCAAUCAAUGAGGGCAAAUAUUAGUGUGUUUCCAUUGGGGAUUGCUGGUAAUAUUUUCAUGCAGUUAUACAUUUGUGCCUGGGAUAAGUGCAUAAUAGGCAAAGGAACUGUCAGUGGUUGCAAAUAAAAGCUUUUAAUUCA